CUGUUAGGGAGAGGAAAUAUUCUGUGACUAGUUCAGCUUCUCCUAAAUUUCUAUCUAUAUACUGCACUGCACUCAGAGAAAAUAUGAGUGACGUAGGACAAUGGAAGCCUGUUGUCGGAAUGUUGGUUAUUAGUUUUGCCUUCGCAAUAGUGAACUUACUUCUUAAAAAGAUGAUUGAUCAAGGAACAAACAAUAUGGUUAUUGCCACUUACAGACUGUCAAGUUCUGCAAUUUUCUUGGCGCCCAUUGCGUACUUUUGGGAAAGGAAAGGCAGACCUAAGCUAACAGCUUCCAUCUUUUGCCACCUCUUCCUCGGUGCCUUUGUUGGGUUAACCCUCACACAGUACUUGUUCCUUCUGGGACUCGAGUAUAUAUCUGUCACCUUCUCAUGUGCCUUCCUCAACACGGUCCCUGUAAACACGUUCAUACUAGCCCUGCUUUUUAGACUAGAAAAACUGAACAUGUCAAGUAAGGCAGGAAGAGCAAAGGUUUUAGGGACAUUUAUUUGCAUGGGAGGAGCUGUCCUGUUAAUCCUUUAUAAAGGAAUCCCAUUAACCAAUCCACGUUCAGAAGCCACCACAACUCAUGACAUCCUGAUCUCAGGAAAGAAGAAACGGAGUUGGGUAGCUGGUUCGAUACUUUCUCUUGCAGGCUGCUUCAUGUGGUCUGCAUGGUUCCUCAUGCAAGCUAAGAUAAGCAAAAUUUAUCCAUGUCAAUACUCCAGCACUGCCAUUAUGUCCUUCUUUGGUGCAAUCCAGUCAGCUGCAUUAAGUUCAAUCUUGAAAAGGAAGUUUUCCAUGUGGAUUCUUAAAUCAAAACUGGAGAUUAUAAGCGUCCUUAAUGCUGGGAUCAUAGGAUCAGGCUUGUGCUAUGUUGGGAUGUCAUGGUGUAUCAAACAAAGGGGACCUGUGUUCACAUCUGCGUUCACCCCUUUCAUACAGAUAUUCGCUGCUAUGUUUGAUUUCUCUAUCCUGCAUGAACAAAUUUAUCUUGGAAGUGUCCUGGGAUCUAUCGUGGUUAUUCUAGGUCUGUACAUUCUCCUGUGGGGUAAAAGGACUGAAGCAGUGGAUUGUGGUGAGAAGCAAGCCCAACUAACCGACGAAGAGGAAAACCAUGACACAGAAGCACAAAUAUCAGCAACAAAUUCAAAGAGUAAUCCAUAGAACCCGUUCAGGAUGAUCAAUAAAUGCUCUUUCAGAGUUAAUUAUAUAUAUGGUGGGAGGAGGCUGGUUAUUCAAGGCUGUAGUGAAAAUGCAAGCAAAAAAAAUUCAAGUGUAACAUGUGCAAGUCCAAUUUGAAUUGAUAGAACAGUCAUUGUCUACUACUCAUUUA
Populus trichocarpa (black cottonwood) is the source of this 1332-nucleotide messenger RNA. RefSeq names its product WAT1-related protein At3g30340. The transcript has 6 exons. The record is from RefSeq and is a predicted model, not a curated record. Gene Ontology annotation, cellular component: plasma membrane. Bases 84 to 1163 code for a protein of 359 amino acids. Lineage: Eukaryota; Viridiplantae; Streptophyta; Magnoliopsida; Malpighiales; Salicaceae. Gene Ontology annotation, molecular function: transmembrane transporter activity.